Molecule: messenger RNA, 2579 nt
Organism: Wasmannia auropunctata (little fire ant)
Lineage: Eukaryota; Metazoa; Arthropoda; Insecta; Hymenoptera; Formicidae
Product: nose resistant to fluoxetine protein 6-like
Molecular function (GO): acyltransferase activity, transferring groups other than amino-acyl groups
Source: RefSeq, a predicted model, not a curated record
ACCAGUCUUGUCCCGGUCGUCGAAUCUCGCUGACCAAUAUUAAUCUCCAUUGUACAAAUCAAAAGGGGCGCACCCUCGAACAAAACUCCAAUACACGUUACACUGACGUUUGCGCAGACAAAAUUAACAAACAGCACAUUUGUUUAAUGGGAUUCGUCAGGAUAAACUCCUUUAUCUCGGCGAAGAGAAUAAGUUCUAGAUCUAUGCAUUUUAACUAAAUUCUUUACACAAGCAAAACGCUUCGCUGUAAUUGUAUCUCCGAAAUUAAUCGUUUCGCGAUUGGUAUUCGCCACGUAGGCUGCGGCAACGGGAAAGUAGAAGUGCCUGUGAAUUUUGGGUGCGCUAAAAACAUGCAUAAUGUCGCGUCAGCGACUUUUGUUCGUUUCGUAUAUCUGUCAUUCGGCCGCGUUAUUCUGCGUUUCUGCACAAUAUCACGGUUCUAACGAAAACAACAGCGAUAUCCAUUUAUUACCUGCCUAUGCCAUCGCCUCGAGAGCCGAUCUUCUCGGUUCGGCAACAUGUGCAAUGGAAUUACGAGAUUUCCGAAAUGCUGUCGAUCAACGGAUCCUGUGGAGCUUGAAGAUAUUGGAUUCUAGUGGCAGUCCUACCACGGGGUUCCUUUAUGGAAAUAAUUUUUGGCUGGGCAGUCGUAGCCAGUGCCUCGAUACAAUGAACGGAAAUCCCUUCGAGAUCGCACAGCGGCAUAUAAUAAAUAAUACACGGUACCGUGAUCCGCAGACAGAGUUCCCGCCUUUCGCGGUAAAUUACUUUGUCGCUCAUCUCAGACAUAACAGUACUCUUCAGUAUCACAUAUUUGUACAAACCGAGGAUCUAAUCACCCUCGGCCUCUGUUUGCCCGCGUCCUGUUCCAUAAACGAUAUAGGCUUUGUAUUGGAAAAGAUAUUUCAGGAUAGAGUUUUUUGGAUCAAUAAUCUCUAUUCUAUGGACUUCAGCCUGGUCCAAGUAAAAGACUUAAGGGACAAUCAUCAAUGGCUAUUGACUGGUGCGAUGCCUCUCAUAUGUGCUGUUUUAGUGCUUACCUUCUCCAUGAUGAUAAGCGGCACGAUAUACGAUAUAUUUAUAUAUCAAAAAUAUUUAAAGAGAAAGAGUAAAACUGCCGUUAGUGUAAAGAACACGGUUGAGGAGAUGGAAAUGACUGAUUCGCCGUCUUCACGUGAGAUAAGUAGAAUUGGGAACAUACUAAUGUGUUUCUCCGUUUACACAAAUACGAAGAUAAUAUUUAACAUGGAAUUGGACUCCGAAGCGAUUCCCGUCGUUCAUGGCUUACGAUUUCUAAGCAUGAUUUGGAUAAUCAUAGCUCACUCCGCAUUUUACUUAAGUAAUUAUUACGACAAUAAAACGUGGAGUCUGAGAUUCGCCGAGGGUAUCCCCAUUCAAGUGAUAAGCAACGCAGUAUAUCGCCGAUCUUACUUCUUUUUAAGUGGGCUCUUAUUGUCCUACAUGUAUCUAAAGGAGAAGGACACUGAACGGAAAAAGCCAAUUAAUUGCAGAGAAUCUCUAAAGGAGUUCUUUCUCGGCGUAAUGAGGAGAUUUAUCCGGUUGACACCGGCUUACAUAAUGAUGAUAGGAAUAGUGCAACUAAACUCGGCAUGGUACGAGGAGACCUCGCAGUUCUACACCGAUGAGAGACCGCACAAAACUUGCGCGAAAUAUUGGUGGAGGAAUAUCUUGUACAUAAAUAAUCUGUUCGAUCCCGAUGAAUCGUGCAUGUCCUGGAGUUGGUACCUAUCCAACGAUAUGCAAUUCUUUGUAAUCGGUCUGGCGCUCUUGAUUCUGUCGUCUAUAUAUUUUUACGCGGCUGUUAUCAUACUAGGUAUGCUUCUGAUAGGGUCGAUUAUUCUAAGCGGUUAUGUCUCAUACAUUUACGAAUACGUCCCGACCUUGGACGAGCAAUACAGACUUUUAAAUGUCUUGUACUAUCCAUCAUGGAUCCGAAUUGGUCCAUAUAUUAUUGGAAUGAUUACAGGUUACAUUGUAAAAAGACUGAAUAAAAAAAUUACCAUGAAAAGGAGUACCGUAAUUUUAUAUUGGAGCAUUGGUGCUGCUUGCAACAUUUUCGUAUUAUUCGGCCUUUACAAACGACAGAUAUCCGUCCUGUCUACUGCUAUCUAUAUUGCAUUAAGUAAAACAGUAUGGGCCAUAGGCAUAGCAUGGAUUGUAAUAGUAUGCUCUACUAAGUACGGAGGUAUCGUUAAAGAGCUGUUAACAUGCAAAUUUUGGAUUCCUCUCAGCAGACUCACGUAUUGCGUUUACCUUUUAAAUCCUUUUGUCAUAUAUUCGAUUCGUCUGUACAAUGAAUCACCUGUUCACUUAGAGUUUCUGUCCAUGACCACCAUAGUCAUGGGACACUUAGGAAUUAGUUAUAUCUGUGCAUACGCAUUGUCUUUAAUGGCAGAAUCACCCUAUGUCUUACUAAUGCGAACAUGCAUCCAAUCUUUCAGCAAAAAAAAAUAUAAAGAACAUGAGGUUAUAGUUUCACAUACAUGACUGUGCUGGAAACAUAUAAUAUUGUAAUUGUAAUAAAGACGAAUAAAAUAAAAUCGAUUUUUCAGACUAUA